Molecule: messenger RNA, 1801 nt
Organism: Phaeodactylum tricornutum CCAP 1055/1
Lineage: Eukaryota; Bacillariophyta; Bacillariophyceae; Surirellales; Neidiaceae
Exons: 3
Coding region: 1-1578 (525 amino acids)
Source: RefSeq, a predicted model, not a curated record
AUGACAAACUUCUCCUACUUGGCCUCUGCCUUUAUGCUUGGCAGUCCCUUCGCUUCUGGGGAUCACACUUGGGUACCCAUUCGUAGUCUUAAAGGUAGCAAAGAGAAAAAAGCAGGUGGAGCUCGCGGGAAUGAAGGUACGCCUACGAAAGCCAAAAGCGGUCGAGACGUCAACGUUGUCAAUCCAGCCGAAAGCUAUCAGCAACAUUAUCUGGUCGGACUUUUAAAUUAUCCCAAUUCUAAUAUUCCCGAUAUUCUCAAGGAUGUUACGAGUGGAACCAAGGACAUCCCUGGCGGUCCAUACAACUACGUUCCAAGUGUUGGCUUUUCCGACAUUGAGUUCUAUUACGACAAAGAAGGCAGCGCUGUUCGGGGCGAAUACUUGUGUCUGUCCGACAAUGGUUUCGGAUCGUCGGACAAUUCGGAAGAUUACGCACUCAAUAUUGUGCAUAUGAAGAUCCAAAAGCCAUUUACUUACCGACACGGAGAAUCAACGUUCGAAACGUACACCGAGACAGAGAAUCUCGAGACGCUGCUGAUUCACGAUCCUCACGCUUUCAUCAAGUGGGAAAACGGCGCCGAUAUCCAGGUCACCUACGCAGUUCCCGACUCUACUUGGGACGAAUACAAGAGACUUCGUGUACUGACUGGUCGCGAUUUCGACGUGGAGGGUAUGGCGGUGAUUAACCACUCCUGCGCUAUUGUUGGUGACGAACUCAUGCCGGCCAUUUUUGCCAUAGACCCGAGCACCGGUAUUGUCCAAUCCAACUUUGUACGUACUCCGGAUAUCCACCGUCACGGUCGUUUCAACGGAAAGUUCCUUUCAACGCGUGGCGACAAAGUUCACUGCAGCCGAGAGGAUUUGGAGGCCAACACGUGCUCCUCGGUAGCUUCGGAAGUGGUGGAGGCGUCGGAAUAUCGCAAACACGAUCCUUCCGGUGGAUUUGAAGGCUUUUCGGUCUUGGCCGACGGCUCCAUUGCGGCAUUUUUAGAAAAGACUACAGGAGACUCGACUCUGGGGGAUGAACCCGGCGUCCGCGUUUACCGCGUAGACCCUGGAGAUUGUACCAAGGAUCACCCGCCCCGGUUUGAUGAAUUUCUGGGAUACUAUCCGUUUGAACUCAACGGAGAAAAUAUUGCCGACGUUUCGGCCAUUCCCGGAUCGAGCUCAAAGGUCGUCGUGAUUGAGCGGAACGGCUUUCCGUCGGGAUACUUCUUUCCUUCUCCGGUCAUGCCGGCCAACAAGGUGUGCGUGGUGGACCUGUUGGACACUGACAACGAUAUGGUGAUGCGCAACAAGAAAUGUGUGCUCAACUAUCACGACAUUAGUGACCCGUGGGAUGUGGACGGCAACGGCAUCUUCAAGUACGCUCAGACGCAGGUGACCAAUGAGCAACUCAUUGUGGUGGACGACUACUGUGUUGUAGCGGGCACGGACACCAAUUUUCCUUUUACCGACCAGUUUGGAGUGGAAGGCGUCGUGGAGGUCCCGUUCCAGCAAGAAGUUACAGACACUCGAUUUAUGGUGGUGUGCUUUCUCGAGCCAAUUUUCCACGCGGACUACCCAAUCUUGGAGUAGGUAGAAAGGUAGGCAGUGAGGGCGACGGGCUACUAUUGAUUGGCAAAAGUGGAAAGUCUUUUUUGUACAGUGCUGGCAGGUAACGUCUACUGUAGUGAUUCAGGUGAAUAAUACUUCAAUUUGUGUGAGCAUUUUUCGGUUCGUGUACCAUGGCGUGAAAGUAAAAGUCGUCGGGUUGUUCCGUCACGUUUUCCGACUGGCGCUGGCCUUGAUGAUUGGGUCG